UUCCAGGUUGUUUAUUCUCUCCCAGCUGGUGAAGUGUUUAACUGACAGGUGUUUCUGUGGUGUGUUGUGACAGAAACUUUCAAGUAUGCAAAACAAUACUAAAUUUUUUAUAUAUGCUGGAGGUGUAUUUAUAUGCUUUUUCUUUUAUGGCAUAUUACAAGAGAGAAUAACCAGAGGAGUCUAUGGUGAAGGUGAAAAUCAGGAAAAAUUCACAUGCAUGCUAUCACUUGUUCUUGUGCAGUGUAUUGUGAACUAUUUGUAUGCGAAGAUCAUUCUUUCCACCGUGAUGAAGCAAGGCGAAGACUCGACGAGGACUGCCUACUAUUCCUCGAGUGCUUUGACCUACCUGCUUGCAAUGGUUUGUAGUAACAUGGCCCUGCAGUGGGUUAACUAUCCCACCCAAGUGGUUGGGAAGUCUUGCAAACCGAUACCUGUCAUGAUUCUAGGAGUUCUCGUAGGAAAGAAGCAUUAUUCAAUGAAGAAAUAUUUGUUUGUGGUAAUGAUUGUAGUUGGUGUAGCCUUGUUUAUUUUUAAAGAUGGCAAAGCAGGAGGAGAGGAAAGUGUGUUAUUUGGUUUUGGAGAACUGCUACUUUUCUUGUCGCUCACAAUGGAUGGCUUGACAGGCGCUAUCCAAGAAAGAAUGCGUGCAGAGCACCAGACUAAGUCUGGGCAUAUGAUGUUGAACAUGAAUUUAUGGUCUAUCUUGUACGUAUCUUUUGCAGUCAUUAUGUCUGGAGAAAUAUUUGCAUUCAUCACCUUUGUGCAGAAUCAUCCAAGUAUUAUUUGGCAGAUCCUGACCUUUUCCGUAACUAGUGCACUGGGACAGUUUUUCAUCUUCUUGACAGUGAGUGAUUUUGGGCCCCUGCCUUGUUCAAUUAUAACAACAACCAGAAAGUUCUUCACUGUUCUGGGCUCAGUUUUAUUUUUCGGUAACACACUGCUGCCGAGACAGUGGAUUGCGACAGUUAUUGUGUUCUUUGGCCUUUUUCUUGACACCAUGUAUGGAAAAACUGUUAGCAAGAAAAAGUAAAGCAUUUCUCUGGCAGAAUCACGCUUGUUUUGACGUGUGUGACUUGUACAAAAAUAUGGGGUGUUCUGUGUACAGUACCGCUCACAAUGGCUAAGUGCU
Molecule: messenger RNA, 1129 nt
Organism: Bacillus rossius redtenbacheri
Lineage: Eukaryota; Metazoa; Arthropoda; Insecta; Phasmatodea; Bacillidae
Gene: meigo
Product: solute carrier family 35 member B1
Exons: 1
Coding region: 86-1030 (314 amino acids)
Biological process (GO): UDP-galactose transmembrane transport
Cellular component (GO): Golgi membrane; endoplasmic reticulum membrane
Molecular function (GO): UDP-galactose transmembrane transporter activity; UDP-glucose transmembrane transporter activity
Source: RefSeq, a predicted model, not a curated record